Messenger RNA from Cajanus cajan (pigeon pea), 678 nucleotides. RefSeq lists its product as uncharacterized. NCBI's taxonomy places the organism in Eukaryota, Viridiplantae, Streptophyta, Magnoliopsida, Fabales, Fabaceae. The record is from RefSeq and is a predicted model, not a curated record.
AUGCCAAUCGAGAAAUAUGACGGGUCGACUGACCCAGAGGAGCACCUGAAUGUUUUCCUGAUGCAAGUCACCCUCUCAACUCAAGAUGACUCCACGUUGUGUCGAAUAUUCCCUACGUCGUUGAAAGGAAGGGCUUUGAGUUGGUUCACGCGAUUACCAAACUCCUCCAUCGACUUGUUCAGUGAGUUGGUGUCGCAAUUCACCCUACAAUUUGCAACGAGCAAGCCAUACAAGACGACCUCCCUAGCACUGGCAAGGAUUCGACAAGAGAAGAAGGAAAGUUUAAGAAGCUUUAUGGACCGGUUCAACAAAAUCAUCAUGGAGAUCGGUGACCUCAACCCAGCCGUGGCGAUGGACCGACCGAAUACUUCACUGAGACCGAGACCGUUUGUGAAUAGCCUAUGCAAGAAAUCAGCUGGAGAUAUGAACGAUCUCCAACGUCGAGCCGAAAAGUACAUGCAAAUGAAAGAAUUGGUCGAGACCAGAAAUCAGGCCAGGGCCGAAGAGGGUUACAAUCGAAGAGAAUCUGGUCGAGAGCCGAUGAAAAAGGGGAAUACUGAGCAGUCGAGCACUCAGCCCCCGAGAGGACCGCGUUAUGCGGCGUACACCCCCCUCAACGCGAGUAGGGCCAAGGUAAUGGAACAGGCCCUCGCUUCUGAGAUCCUCAUUAUGCCGUAA